This is a messenger RNA of Pseudovirgaria hyperparasitica, 5261 nucleotides long. Its product is annotated as endosomal peripheral membrane protein-like protein. Lineage: Eukaryota; Fungi; Ascomycota; Dothideomycetes; Acrospermales; Acrospermaceae. The transcript is spliced from 7 exons. The record is from RefSeq and is a predicted model, not a curated record. The coding region runs from base 132 to 5261 and encodes 1709 amino acids.
ACGAAUGUAACAAAUCAUGCACUCCUUUUCCAGCCCUUGUAUGCAACGUUGAUCCUCGUUAUGCCCACGUAUAGUAGCUAGACAUCAUUCUUUAAGGCUGGCAUACUGUUGUUUUCUCUGAAAACUAUAGCAUGACCGCCCAACUCCUGACUUCGGAGCUCACCAACCUCAUACAAGACGCGAAGAGGAAAAAUCCUGAUCUGAAAAAUGCAGCCGAAAAAUCUUUACAGGAACUCAAGUCACUUCAUGUCACCUCUGAAGAACAGUUGACUGCUGAUCUUGUCCGUCGCCCUCAGUUCAUAGAGCCAUUUCUCAUUGCCUGCGGAACCCAUAACUCCAAAUUCGCUAGCCCAGGAGCGGUAUGCCUGCAAAGGCUCUCCGUUUCUCGUGGUAUCCCAAAAGAGCGCUUACGAGAUGUCCUCCAGGCACUACAGCAGUGCAUCUCUCUCAGCCUGGAUGUCCAACUGAAGGUUCUUCAAACAUUGCCAUCCCUCCUUGCAAAUUACUCAAGUGAAUUGAGAGGCGAAUUGCUAGCAGCAACUUUAACCAUAUGCUCUUCGCUCCAAGCCGUGAAAACUCCCGCAGUCAGUAGUACUGCAGUAGCUACACUCCAGCAGCUUGUGAGCUCGGUGUUCGACAAGGUAUCCGAUGAAGAUGAAAAGGCCCUCGAAAUUCCCGCUACCGUUGCAGUACCUAUAAAGGAUGGCUCCAUGCCAGUCCGUCCUGCAGCUCACGAUGCGUAUUCUAUUUUCCAUGAUCUUUGCCUCAUUGCAGAAGGUAACCAGCCAAAAUAUGUCCGCUUUAGUGUCGUGAAUCAAGCGUCUGGUCUCGAACUCCUAGAGACAAUUCUGUCAAAUCAUGGCUCUAUUUUUUUGUCUCAUCCUGAGCAAGGCCACCUCCUUUGCGUUUUAGUAAUGCCGCUGGUUUACCGGUGCUUGAACGAAGGAUUAUCAUUCCAGAUUACGGUGAGAGCUUUUCGAAUACUGCAUGUCCUUCUCAGACAGCAUCUCUCCAUCUUGUCGACUGUAAGCGAAGAAGCCCUGAUAUCCGUUGUGCGUAUGCUGGACGAGAGCAUGCCUUCCUGGAAAAGGGCACUUGCUUUGGAAUUAUUCCGCAGUAUCCUAUCUGAUCAAUUCCUCAUCGUCGCUAUCUAUUCCACAUACGAUCAGGUAGAGGGUCGCAGUGACAUAAUCCGCGAUAGCUUGAGCUCUUUCGUGCGCAUGUCUACUGAAAAACCUUCACUCAUAGGACUGGGACAGCAGUCUUCAGCUCCGUACAUCAGCACAGAGCGAUCUCAAGAAGACCAUGCUGAACAAGCUGCCAUGGAGGCGGGAGCUAUAGGUGGUAUGAUAGGUAGUCCAUCAGUCUCGACAAACAACACCGGUAUCUCCGUUCAGUGGAGCACACUCAGAACAGCCUGCAUUGAUUACCUCGAUAAAGCAGAACCACCUCCACUUCCAGAGACAUAUCUGUACAGUUUGGUCCUUACAUGCAUCAAUAAUCUCUCGGAAAGCUUGGCCAGGUUCAUUUUACCGCUAACAGUCCACAUGGAGACGAAAAGCAGAAAGAAAAGCAGAGCGCAAGGGGUAGUAGACGAAGAAGCGCCCCUGGCUGAUGAUGCUGACAUUAGUAUCAAAAGUAAACGAAGAGUAUCAAGAACUCAAUCCUUCAGAAAAAAGACAGUCCCUGUCAACCCGCUUUCCCUGGGCAAACACAAUGCUCUACCAAGGGUCAAGAGCAUUGCAGAUCUCGUUGAGACUUGCUGGCCAGCGGUGCUCGCCACGUGUUCAACCUUUCUGAACGCAUCUCUGGACAAUGACUAUUACAGGGCGCUUGUUAGGUCUUUCCAAAAAUUCACACAGGUCGCUGGGUUGCUUAGACUAGCUACUCCAAGAGAUGCGCUCCUAACUACGCUUGGCAAAAAUGCGGUUCCAGCAAACGUGCUCACUGCUGGCGUUAUAUCGCCCAAGACCGGACAGAGCGAUGGCAGUGGCAUGUCAAUUGGUACUAGAGGAUUACUGAGCGUCGACAGCAUUGUUAGUCAGGCUUCCUCCCUGUCUUUCGAUCGAGUACGACGCGGGUCAGUGGACGUUUCAGCCCCUCAACCGUCGUUGAAUGCACGGAAUCUCUUGUGUUUGCGGGCCUUGUUGAAUCUUGCUAUUGCACUAGGACCGACUCUAGAGACAGCAUGGAGUAUCGUAUUUGAGACUCUUCAGCAAGCAGACCUCAUCUUGGCAGCUUCAUCCGGCAAGGGAGACUCUCGCGAUCAUCGCUCUACUCAAGGUUCGGGCCCAUUGCCAAAUAUAGCGGAGACCAGCAUACAAGACGUUAGCACAGAGGCUACAGCUGUGCAGGCCGCUGCUUCUAGGCUUUUUGAAAGCACCGUUGACUUUCCCAACGAAGCAUUCAUAACGGUAGUCCAAGCUCUCUGUCGACAAUUGCGCGCUAUACCCAGAUCUUUUCUACCAGGAGGUCCUACCCCAGGGCAAAAACCUAGUCAUCCACGACGUGUAGGCAGCGUGACUGGCAUUACCCUCAAUACAGAUUCUGGUGCUCAAGAAUAUGUGUUUGCGCUUGGAAAAAUUGGGGAUCUUGCAGCGAUGAAUCUUCACAGAUUGACACAUUAUAGUGCAUCUGAAAGUGGGUGGGACAUUCUAGUUGAGGAGCUAAACUUGAUCACGAAGAACCAUAGCAUACCCCCAAAAGCACGCCGAAUGAGUGCGGACAUUGUUGGUCAAAUCGGGCAGGACAUGGCGAAACUUUCAAUGUCUGAGGAGCUAGAUGUACGCAAGCACGUGCAAAGCACGUUUUUGGAUGCUCUGCUGUCGCAAAUAUCCUCACUGUAUCAAGACCGGGAUAUCAUCAAAUCCGACGAUAUCGACGAUGUUACUAUGGACAUUCAUGAUAUCGCACUUCAAGCUCUGAGAUCGAUGCUGGAACAGUGUGGCGAAUCGCUCACCACGGGAUGGGGUUCUGUCUUUGCUAUCCUUCGCAGUGUUUUCAUAUACACUGGAUCUCAAUCAUCUCAAGUCGCGGUCGAAGAUCAUAUAGAUUCUGAAGAGGGAUAUGAACUAUCCAGUCCGCGUAAGCCACCGACAAAUGUCUAUCAAACAUCAUCUACGAUCUCAAGACGGCUGGCUCGCUCUGCAUUCGACUCUGUCCAGCUAAUCUGCUCUGACUUCUUGAUCAACAUCCCAACCGAAGUUGCGACGGUAUUGUUGGAGCUCAUAUUGAAGUUCACAUCACAAGACCAAGAUUUGAACAUGUCCUUGACUACCAUAACUUUCCUCUGGAAUGUAUCAGACAAUUUAAAUCACAAGACACAGAAGAUAGAUCUGGAAGAUAUGUCUUCUACCAGAACAAACGAGCUCGAACUCGCGCAACUCAUCAGCGAGCGAGCGAGAGAUGGCUCCGUAUCCGCAUUAUGGCUGCUGGUACUGGUCCAGCUUUCGGCCGUCAGCAUUGAUCAACGCAUCGAAGUACGCAACGGAGCCAUCCAGACGAUCCUCAGGAUCUUCGAAAAUACUGGUGAUGAGUUACUUCCGAACGGAUGGCGAUUAUGCCUGCAUGCUGUCCUUUUCAGGCUCGUUACGUCAAAUCUAAUCAUUCAAGAGUCUCUUUCUGCUACAGACAGCACUCUACACAUAGAGCGUAUGAGAGCAUGGGAUGAGACUUCUGGAGUCGUUUUAUCUGUCGUAUCCAAUCUCUUUGCCUCCAAUCUAGAUUUGAUUAUGCAAGUGGAAACAGUUGAUGAUAUCUGGCAGGUUCUCAUAGGGCUUUGGCGCCGGUAUCUAGCCAUAGGAUCUCAUAGCUUGAGCACUUCGACAUACACAGCUAUCGGUAGUAUACUCUCCAAGGUCCAUGACAGAGAUGCUAUUGGUAGUAGAGCUAGCCAGCUUGUCUCAAGCCUCUUGAUAAACAAUUUCCCCGAAGAGAUCAGAGUCAUGGAGACGGCAGAUUCCAAUCAGGAAGCAUAUAAUGCAUAUGCAAAGACAUUCGGAGAAGUCUAUCGACUAGUGUCGGCUGAUCUGAGUUUAGACAUAGUUCGCCAAGCUCUUAGGAAUUUUCGGCGUCUUGCCGAACAGUCUAUUGCUGCCCCGUAUUCCUCUGAUGUCGAGUAUCCUACAUCAUUGCAGAAAAGCAUGAUUGAAUGUCUCUCGAAUGUGGACUCCGAGUUGGCGGGUGUACCUUCAGCUCUACUCACACUCUACAGUGAUCUCAUCAUGCUACCAUAUAGGAAAGCAAAGGGUGAAAUAGCGCCGAAGGGCCCGACAUAUGUCGCGCUAUCCAAGGCUGCGAUGAAACUAUCAGUGAGAGUGACCCUUCGUCAUGUCGCUUUCGACGAGAUUUACACCUCAGGUGCCAUAUCAAAGGUACUCGAUAGUUUCGCCUUAGCUAUAAGUCAGAAGUACAAAUGGAAACUGGAAGGGAAGACAUCCACAACAUGGCAGACAGCGACGAAAAGCGCGCUCACAGUUCUGGAGUCGAUCCUUGAUCAUCUACGCGAAACUCCCCUUGACCUGGAUAUCAUGAGACUCAUAUGGGGAAAGGUUGUAAUUAUUGCUGAGCACAUCGCUCACGCAGAUCUCGCUGCAGCUUCGCCGACCUCACCCCUAGUGGCCGAUGAGGAAUUUGACAUAUCUUCGCUGGAGAAUCUUCAGAGGCUGAUCAUACCUUCUCUCGGCUCCAGCAAGACAUUAGAGGCGUCUCGCCGUGCUUACACCUCGAGUCUUUUCCGCAGUUCUCUCAUCCACGCUACGGAGGCUGGCGAGAUCCCAGAUCUAGACGGAGGGCCACUUCAAGGGUUGUACACGAUUCGUUUCGGACGGACAUACGAUCCGCAUCCUUCACCUCGUACCAAGAUGUCCCUCUUCUGUCUUUCCGAGCUCAUUGCCCUUGUCACAGCGAAAGAUGGCUCAGCAGAACACGUCAAGCUAGCCCAAGCAGCAGCCCCAUAUCUCAUCCUACGGGCGGCGCUACCCAUAAAACGGUAUAUUGCAGAUCAGCCGCUACGUGGAAAGAUGCCCCAGCCGGAGAGCCAACGACAGGAACUGUUGUUUGUGCUACAGGCAAUGAAGGACUUGGAGUCUGAGCCCAAAGCCAUUCCAGAUGCUGAGGGGAUAAGCUCGACGACCAAGAAGCACCUACAUAGGCUAUUUCCACUCGUCACAAAGGCAAUUAUAGUCGCAGAGCGCGACGCGGAGAUUCUAAGAGCGUUGACGGACUUGUUAGAAGUUGUUAGUGAUGGAUUUGGCAUGUAG